Nelumbo nucifera (sacred lotus) is the source of this 1577-nucleotide messenger RNA. RefSeq names its product amino acid permease 6-like. The record is from RefSeq and is a predicted model, not a curated record. NCBI's taxonomy places the organism in Eukaryota, Viridiplantae, Streptophyta, Magnoliopsida, Proteales, Nelumbonaceae.
GCCAAGGAAUAGCUAUUAAUUUGCUUGGCUCUACAACAAAUACUCAGUCAAGGCGCGUUCAUUCCAAAACCAAAAGCUGUAACAGUUGCAGAAGAAGGACAGCUGCUACAUGGCGAUGAUGGGGAUGGGCAUCGAUACUAAGAAUUUGGACGACGAUGGCCGCGAAAGGAGGACUGGGACGAUGAUGACUGCAAGUGCUCACGUAAUUACAACUGUUAUUGGAUCUGGAGUGCUCUCUCUAGCUUGGGUUAUAGCUCAGUUGGGUUGGGCAGCUGGACCUGCUGCUCUUGUGCUCUUCUCUGUCAUCACCUGGUUCACAUCUACUCUACUCGCCGACUGUUACAGAUCCCCUGUUACAGGGAACCGAAACUAUACCUACAUGGAUGUUGUGAGAGCCAAUUUAGGUGGAGUCAAGAUUAAGCUCUGUGGAAUAGCUCAAUAUGGAUGUUUUAUUGGGGCCACCAUCGGAUUCACCAUCACUGCAUCUCUCAGUAUGGCGGCGGUUAAAAGGUCCAACUGCUUCCACAUGAACGGCCACCACGCGCAGUGCAAAGUAUCAAACGUUCCCUUCAUGAUCAUCUUCGCAUGCAUUCAGAUAGUUCUGUCCCAAAUUCCAAACAUUCACAAGCUCUCUUGGCUCUCCAUCGUCGCAGCUCUGAUGUCAUUUUCUUAUUCUCUUAUAGGCAUCGGUCUCUCUGCAGCCAAAGUUGCAGAGGGAAGCCAUGAAGUACGGACCAGUUGGAGAGGGGUGGAAGUUGGAGUGGAUGUCACUGAGACUGAGAAGGUAUGGAGGAUAUUUCAGGCCAUUGGAGAUAUCGCUUUUGCCUACACAUUCGCUCCCGUUCUCGUUGAGGUUCAGGACACACUAAAAUCAAGUCCCCCAGAGAACAAAGUGAUGAAGAGGGUUUCAUUUAUUGGGGUCUCGACCACGGCCAUGUUCUACGUGCUAUGUGGAUGCAUUGGCUACGCUGCAUUUGGGAAUGAUGCACCAGGAAACUUUCUUACUGGGUUUGGAUUUUAUGAACCCUUUUGGCUCAUUGACUUCGCCAAUGUGUGCAUUGCCCUCCAUCUCAUUGGAGUAUACCAGCUCCUUUCGCAAAUCUUGUUCGCGUUUGUGGAAAAUUUCUGCAGAAACCAUUGGCCAGAAAAUAAAUUCAUAGCGAAAGAACGUGCUGUUAACGUUCCAUUACAUGGCAAAUACUACAUCAACUUGUUUCGACUGGUAUGGAGAUCGGUGUAUGUAAUAGCAACAACAGUAGUUGCGAUGAUAUUCCCAUUCUUCAAUGACUUUCUGGGUCUGAUUGGGGCAUUCUCUUACUGGCCACUGAGUGUAUACUUUCCCAUAGAGAUAUACAUUUCUCAGUCCAAGAUACCCAAGUUUUCAUUCACAUGGACAUGGCUCAAAAUACUGAGCUACGCCUGCUUGGUUGUGUCAAUUGUUGCUGCAGUUGGAUCCGUUCAGGGGCUUGCUGCAGAUGUGAAGACUUAUAAGCCUUUCAAGAGUCGGUAGCAGAAGUGAAAUGUAGUGCUGUUUUCUUUCCAAGAAAUAAACGAAAUAAGCAAUAAUCUUGCAUACA